GAGAGGAGAGAGCUACCAGCAGCAGUGUUUCCUCUGGAUGAGAGCAGAGAUGGCUCCAAAGACCGUUACACAAGCUUUAAAAGACAUGCUGUUUAGCCUCAGUAAAAUGCAGCUGGAGGAGUUCUGCUCUGCGUUCCUGGACCGCAAGGAAGAGCCGAGGGUCAAGCGCAAAGAUCUGGAGGACAAAUCCCGUGUGGCAGUGGCAGAGCUCCUGGUUGCUACUUACACGGAGUCAGGGGCAAUACCAGUGGCUCUGGACAUCCUGAGGAAAAUUAAAUGCAACGAGCAAAGAGAGAUAUUGGCCCAAGAGACACAAGAAGGAUCACUGCCAUUGGUUUACAGACAUUUCAACAUAAUGCUUGUGGAAACUACUGGUGCAUCCAUGGCAACAGCUCAACAGGACAAGCUGAAAUACUCAGGUAUUAAUGCCUCAAACGCCAUGGCAGAGAUUGACCUGGAGGAUAUGAAGACAUACAAAUCCAUCAUCAAAGAGGUGGCUUUUGAGAAAAAAGUUGAUCCAGCGCUCAUUGCUGCCAUCAUCUCUCGACAAUCCAGGGCUGGAAAGACCCUGAAUAAAGGAUGGGGCUGCACUAACACCUUUGGGCUGAUGCAGAUUCUCAUCACUUCAGAUCAACGCGAGCACAUCGGAACAGAUUUAUUGGCCAGCAAGGAGCACAUCUGCAAAGGAACCGACAUCCUGAUUAAUUUCUUGUUACGAAUCAAGCAUGCACAUCCUGACUGGAGCAAGGAGCAGCAGCUGAAAGGAGGGAUAGCGGCCUACAGUGCAGGAGAUGGGAACAUCCACUCCUAUGAAACGGUCGACUCCAAAACCCCGAAUGGCGACUUCUCCAAUGAUGUCAUUGCCAGAGCUCAGUGGUACAAGACUGACGUAAUAGGCUACAUAUUUGGAGGUAAUGGCGACAUCAUGAGAGUUGAAACAGAUGGUGCCUCAAGGGAAACAGCUCGAGCGGAUUAUGGGAACGACAGAAAAGGUGGAAGGUCUGUAUCACGUGACAUGGCACAGACUGAUGCAGACAGAAUGAAAAAGUACAGGUCUAAAAUCAACAGAGUGGCAAAAAAACAUAACAUUGAUCCAGCUCUCAUCGCUGCCAUCAUCUCCAGAGAGUCCAGGGCUGGAGCAGCACUGACAGAUGGCUGGGGAGACUGGGACACAGAAAGAGGAGCCUAUAAUGCCUGGGGACUGAUGCAGGUUGAUGUUAAUCCAGAUGGAGGUGCACACGAUCCAGAGGUUGAUUGGGACAGCGAGGAACACCUCAGCCAGGCCACCGAAAUAUUGGUUGAUUUUAUUAAAAUAAUCCAGAACAAAUUUCCUAAUUGGAGCAGGGAGCAGCAGCUGAAAGGAGGGAUAGUAGCCUACAAUGUAGGGGAUGGUAAAGUCAAGAACUAUAAAGCUGUGGAUUACUACACAACACAUGGAGACUACUCAAAUGAUGUUGUUGCCAAAGCUCAUUGGUACAAAGAAAAAAGGGACUAUUAAAGCCUUUUUAAAAGCUGUUCAUCACAAGAAAAAAUGAAGUAAAUGAUGAAUGAAAACCCUGCUGUGUUAUUUGUCAAAACUAAAUAAACAUAAU
Molecule: messenger RNA, 1592 nt
Organism: Notothenia coriiceps (black rockcod)
Lineage: Eukaryota; Metazoa; Chordata; Actinopteri; Perciformes; Nototheniidae
Exons: 10
Coding region: 38-1498 (486 amino acids)
Biological process (GO): defense response to Gram-positive bacterium; peptidoglycan catabolic process
Cellular component (GO): extracellular region
Molecular function (GO): lysozyme activity
Source: RefSeq, a predicted model, not a curated record